CUGGUUCAUACACACCUCUCCCGUCCCCCACACCUGCCUGUGACCAUGAGUCACAGACCUACCCGCCCUCCUGUCUGGAAGAAGACAAGGAAGUAAUCUCAGAGCAAGGCCACAGUCACGGAGGAAUGGAUCCCAGACAGCGGGCUGAGAACUGGAGAGAGGAGUUAAUUUGUGCGGUCUGCCUCGAACUGUUUGUGGAUCCAGUGACUCUGGAAUGUGGCCACAGCUAUUGCCGGUCCUGCAUUACAGGCUGCUGGGAAGUGCAGGAGUCAAACUUCUGCCCCGAGUGUCUGGAGGUGUUCUCAGGGAUAAACCUCAAGUCCAACCGGGCUCUUGCCAACUUGGCCGGGAGAGCAAGGCAGCUGAACAGGAACCGGAGGCCGAAGACCGAGAAACUGUACUGCGAGCUGCACCAGGAAGAACUGAAGCUGUUGUGCGAAACCGACAAAAAACUCAUCUGCGGCAUCUGUCGGGACGGGAGGGAGCACAGAUAUCACACCUUCAUCCCCCUCAAUGAGGCUGUCGAGAUUUAUAAGGAUCAGCUGAAAUUAUCUUUGGACUUGGCCGCCAAAAGGAAGGCUGCGGUGCUCAAGGCUAAAUUCAACCAGGAGCAGAAGAUCUCCCAGGUCAAGGAGCAGUCACGCAAUCUGCAAGCCCACAUCAAAUAUGAGUUCGCCAAGAUGCACCGGGUCCUGGGUGAGCUGGAGCAGCGUCUCGACGGAGAUCUCCGUGAGUGGGAAGGGAGGAUUCUGGAGGUGAUGCAAGGAAACCUGCGGGAGAUUCAAGAUGCCCUGGACUCCGCCGAGCGGGUUCUGGCUCAGUUUCAGGCGCGACUCGAUCGGCCAGACGUAUUGACCCUUCUCAAGGAGGAAGGCUCCUGGAAUGCCAAAUUUAGUGACAAUUCGAUGGCUUUGGUAGACACGGAUCUCCCUCUGGGAUUAUUCAAAGGCCCCUUGCAGUAUUUUGCCUGGAGAGAAAUGCUGGACAGGAUCAACCCAGUACCAGCCUCUCUGACCUUGAACCCAAAAACCGCCAACCCCUGGCUGGUCCUAUCCGAGGACCUGUCCGGUGUGAGGAUGGGGGACCGGCGGCGAGACGUUGUGGACCUGCCGCAGAGGUUCGACCGGUGCGCCUGUGUGCUGGGGUCCGAGGGAUUCACAUCGGGGAGGCACUACUGGGAGGUGGAGGUGGCCGGCAAGACCGAGUGGGACCUGGGUGUGGCUAAAAAGUCCUGCAACAGGAAGGGGCGGAUCAGGCGGAUGCCCGAGGACGGCUACUGGAGAUUGAGCCUCCGCGGUGGGGACGGAUACACAGCCUUCACCUCGCCGCCCACCCGCCUGAGCAUCAUUCCGAGCCCCAGGAGGAUUGGAGUGUACCUGGACUACGAGGGGGGGCAAGUCUCCUUUUACAGUGCAGACAGCAUGUCCCACCUCCACACUUUCACCGAAACUUUCACCGAGAAAGUCUACCCGUACUUCUGCCCCUGUUUGACCGACGGGGGGAAGAAUUCGGCGCUAAUGAAAGUCUGCGGGGUUAGCCCCCACUGUCUGACAUCACCUAGCCAGACUCCAAGCUCCAGCUCAGUGGACCCUUGAGCAGAGUGCACUGCCUUGCUUCAGUUCUGGCAUUUGAUGGCAUAGCCAAUGUUGAGUUGGAGCCUG
Stegostoma tigrinum is the source of this 1661-nucleotide messenger RNA. Its product is annotated as zinc-binding protein A33-like. The record is from RefSeq and is a predicted model, not a curated record. Gene Ontology annotation, molecular function: zinc ion binding; protein binding. The transcript has 6 exons. Lineage: Eukaryota; Metazoa; Chordata; Chondrichthyes; Orectolobiformes; Stegostomatidae. The coding region runs from base 126 to 1595 and encodes 489 amino acids.